This is a messenger RNA of Notothenia coriiceps (black rockcod), 1823 nucleotides long. It is a transcript of the gene jmjd4, whose product is annotated as jumonji domain containing 4. The transcript is spliced from 6 exons. The record is from RefSeq and is a predicted model, not a curated record. Gene Ontology annotation, biological process: positive regulation of translational termination; protein hydroxylation. The coding region runs from base 337 to 1635 and encodes 432 amino acids. Gene Ontology annotation, cellular component: nucleus; cytoplasm. Lineage: Eukaryota; Metazoa; Chordata; Actinopteri; Perciformes; Nototheniidae. Gene Ontology annotation, molecular function: 2-oxoglutarate-dependent dioxygenase activity; sequence-specific DNA binding.
UUAACUAAGACGGCGGUUUCUGAAUAAGCUAAAAUAGCAUACAGUUUAAUCUUUAAAAUAAAUAGAAACAAAUAUAUUCUAUAUGCUGUGUGUAUUUCGGGAACCUUACGUUGCUAUUUUCGGGAUGGGGUCAUAUUCAGCGACAUGUUUUCAAAUAAUUUUAGCAUUAUGUUUUUUUCUAGCAUGAUAUAGCCCAAGAUUGACAGUAGAAUUGAAAAGGCGUACGUUAUGUAACAGUGAAUGUAAAAUAAAUCGACCGGUUAGCUUUUCCUUACCGUCGUUUGCUGUCCAAACGCUGACCGCUUAGCUAACAGGCUAGCACAGUUCUUGUUUACCAUGAUGGACAGGGACGCGUACCGUAACUGCUGCAGCCUGGUAAAAAUACCAAGACCGUCUUACGAACAGUUCUGGUCUUCACAUUUUGUAGACUACAUCGACAAGGAUCUGAGCUAUUCUAAGUUUUUUAAGAAGUACUUGCUUCCCAAUCACCCAUGCAUGUUUUCACGAAGGUUUACAGAGGACUGGAAGUGUAGAAAACAAUGGGUGUCUGAGGAAGGGAAGCCGAAUUUCCAGAAACUGCUGCAAGAGUUUGAUGAGACUCCUGUUCCUGUUGCAAACUGCAAUGCAAAGGAGUACAAUGCAAACCCUAAACAAGUAAUGCCUUUCAAAGAAUUUAUACACUACUGGAAGGAAUACAUCAAGAAUGGCCACUCCUCACCUAAAGGAUGUCUCUAUCUGAAAGACUGGCACAUGGCAAGGGACUAUCCAGAGCAUAAUGUUUACAGCACACCAGUCUUCUUUUCUUCUGACUGGCUGAAUGAAUACUGGGAUACACUUGAAGUGGAUGACUACCGAUUUGUCUACAUGGGACCUAAAGGCUCUUGGACUCCGUUCCACGCGGAUGUGUUUCGCUCCUACAGCUGGUCUGCAAACAUCUGUGGCAGGAAGAAAUGGCUCCUGUAUCCUCCCGGUCAGGAGGAGUUUUUAAGGGACACUCACGGCAACCUCCCUUACGAUGUAACAUCAGCUGAGCUUCGAGACAGAACCCUUUUUCCCCGCUCUGAGGAAGCUUGUCAACCUCUUGAAAUUAUACAAGAGGCAGGUGAAAUCAUUUUUGUGCCCAGUGGGUGGCACCAUCAAGUUUAUAAUCUGGAGGACACCAUCUCUAUAAAUCAUAACUGGUUGAAUGGCUGUAACGUAGACAUCAUGUGGCAGUUCCUUCAGAGUGAGCUAUCGUCCGUUCAAAAAGAGAUCGAUGAGUGGAGAAACACGAUGGACUCGUGGCAUCAGCACUGCCAGGUCAUUAUGAAGGCCUGCUCUGGCAUUAAUUAUGCAGAAUUUGCCUCGUUCCUCAAAAUCCUUGCUGAACACCGGAUGACUGUCCUGAAUGCCUGUUCUUCUGCAAAUUCCUCCGAUUACCCUCGGCAUCUCUCGGAGACCCUCACCACACUUGGACCUUACCAUGCUGCCUUUGACCUCCAAAGAGUGGCUCACAUAAUUGAAUGCCUUCUCUGCAAUGAAGAUUUUAAGCGGCUCGAUCAUUCAACUUUGACUUUGCAGCCAGAAACCAUGUUACAGCAAAUUCGGGACACCAUACAAUCCACAAGGGGGCAGCAUCUCCUUUAUCAGGAAUAAGAUGUGCAGUGUUGUCUCAACAAUGUUACCGCCUGGAAAUGGCUUGAAUGUAAAGUGCCAAUAUGUUCAGUGGAAAUAAGUUAAUAAAAGUCUUUCUUCAUCUUUAGCUUGAGAUGAGUUUUACAAGUUGAAUGUUUUCUUUUGCACUGACAGAUACAAAAGAUAAAAUAAAAAAUACACAAAUGUAA